AUGAGUACCAUGAACGAUACCAAAGCUGCGCUCGCCGACAGCGAUGGGCCUACCAACGAUGACCCGGUCAAUAAAACCGGUACAUUUGUUGGUGACCAUCAAGCAACCGGCCAGCCAUUUGGCGUCGACGAAGAGGUUGGGCAGCUGCAGCUUCACCGCAAUCUAAAGGGCAGGCACAUGCAGAUGAUCGCCAUUGGCGGUGCAAUUGGUGCUGGUCUGUUCGUCGGCUCUGGCGGCGCUUUCCAGAAUGGCGGCCCUGCUUCCGUGUUUCUUGGUUUCCUCAUCGUUGGUGUCAUGGUAUACCUUAUGAUGCAGGCCGUCGCGGAAUUGACCGUCAUGUAUCCGAUUAACGGCGCCUUCACCAUGUACAUCUGUCGCUUCGUUGAUCCCUCCUUCGGGUGGGCGUGCGGCAUAGAGUACGCCAUCAGCUGGCUGACUGUCCUUCCCUUUGAAGUCUCAGCUGCUUGCAAUAUUAUCCACUACUGGCCGGGGUCCGAGGGUAUCAAUAACUCUGCCUGGAUUGUUCCGCUGCUUGUCGCCUUGGUGGUCAUUCAAUUCUUUGGUGUGAGGGGCUACGGCGAGGCAAGUUCAACCCACCGAGGACGUCCUCAAGUCGAAUUCGUCCUCAGCGCUAUGAAGGUCACCGCCUGCACCGGUUUCAUCAUCCUGGGCAUAAUCAUCAACUGCGGCGGCGUGCCGACCGACGACAGAGGCUACAUUGGCGGACGAUACUGGCACGACCCUUACCCCGCAUUCCUCAAUGGCUUUCAAGGCUUCUGUAGCGUCUUCGUCACUGCGGCGUUCGCCUACACCGGCACCGAGCUGACUGGGCUGGCUGCUGCGGAAACGGUCGAUCCAAAGAAGGAGAUCCCGAGGGCUUCGAAGCAGGUCGCGUGGCGUAUCGGCAUCUUCUACGUCGUCAAUCUUCUCCUUGUUGGUCUCAUCGUACCGGCAAACAGCCCCUUGUAUCAGGGCGAGGGUUCCGAAUCGCGUCGCUCGCCUUUUGUCAUUGCAAUUCAGCUUGCUGGCAUCAAGGUCCUGCCGUCGAUUUUCAAUACUGUCAUCUUGAUCGCCGUCAUGAGCGUUGCCAACUCCUGCACCUUUGGCUCGACUCGAACACUUCAGGCUCUCGCUGCGAACGGAAUGUUUCCCAAGUUCAUGGCCUAUAUUGAUAAAAAGGGACGUCCUGUACCUGUGGUCAUUCUGCAGCUUCUCUUCGGGCUGUUGGCCUUUAUUAACCUGGCAGAGAAUGGCGGGACGGUCUUUAACUGGCUCCUGUCGUUGUCGGGCCUCACCAUCCUCUUUGUCUACGGCGGUAUCGCUCUGGCUCAUAUCCGCUUCCGCAAGGCCUGGGCCGCGCACGGCCAUACAUUGGACGAGCUUCCCUACAAAGCCUCGUUCGGCGUCUGGGGCUCAUGGGUGUGCUUCAUCAUCUGCGCUCUUGCUCUGAUUGCCCAGUUCUACGUCGCACUGUAUCCCGUCGGCGGCCCUAACCUGGAUGCCAGCACCUUUUUCCAGCUCUACCUCGCUGGUCCACUGCUCAUAUUCCUAUACGCGGUUUGGAAAGUCUAUAGCUGGUUCUUUGAGCGUGACCACAGCCCGCUGUUUAUCAGAUCAAAGGACAUUGAUAUCUACACGGGCAUGAGAGAGCAGCAGCAACACAUCAGUGGCCCAGGCCUCUCGGCCGAGCAGAGACGCGCUGCCAUCGCCGAGACGUAUGAGGAAAAGGAGAAGAGAAGUGUUGGGGCUUAUUUCAAGGAUGCUAUUAGAAGCAUCAUUUAA
Messenger RNA from Sporothrix schenckii 1099-18, 1782 nucleotides. RefSeq names its product amino acid transporter. Lineage: Eukaryota; Fungi; Ascomycota; Sordariomycetes; Ophiostomatales; Ophiostomataceae. Gene Ontology annotation, molecular function: amino acid transmembrane transporter activity. The transcript is spliced from 8 exons. Gene Ontology annotation, cellular component: membrane. Gene Ontology annotation, biological process: amino acid transmembrane transport. Bases 1 to 1782 code for a protein of 593 amino acids. The record is from RefSeq and is a predicted model, not a curated record.